AUGAGUGGCAAGGUUUCGAUCAGCUUGGAUGAAAUUCUGGUCAAGCUUGCUUCCCAGAUAGAAAAGAAUCACAGUGCUAAGGAACAUGCGGACCAUCAGAUAAACUCGUACACUGCAGAAAUCACAGAAAUAAAGAAUGAAAUUGCUUGGUUGGAGGAAAAUAUAAAGAAAAGCAAUGAGGCAAUUGCUGAUUUGCAAAAGCACAACGAGAACAGCAAGAGGCACUGUGAUGCCUGGAAGCCCACCUAUGUAAUUCUUAAAAAGCAUGGAGAAUAUUUGAACAAUGAAAUGAAAGCUUUAGAGGAAGCCACAGAAACUGAGAGGAAAAUAUAUGAGGAUUCCAUAACCCAGUGUAGGAUGAAUUUGGAGGAACAACACAAAAAAUAUACAGAAACUGCUCUGGCCCAGAAGUAUUACCAAAUAAAGGAAGAAGUUGAAGAAAUUCAAAAGGGAGUUUUGAAAUGCCUUGAAAAAUACAAAUGGAAAGAAGAUGCUUGCUUGGAUAUUCUGGAGGCUGUUCCUUUUGCAUCCAUAAAUAAUUGGGCUGUACACAUUGCCUCUAUGAGGACAAAAACACAGGAAACCCUGCAGCUUGCUGGAGCUGCUGCACAGGAAACCAUCAAACUGGAAAAAGAAGCUGAAGAAUUACAAAUGAAAUUUGACUGUUUAACAAAGGUAACUAGCUUCAAAGAGACUAAAGAAGAUCAAAAUAAUUCCGAAAAGAUUGAAGGAAAAAAUCAGAAAAGUCUUGAGAAGCCAAAACUGUUUAAAGAAAGGGUGUUUGAAGAGCGUGAAUGCCCAUCUUUGCCAAAGGGGAAACACCGGCUGUUUAAAACAUUGCAUGUCCCUCAGAAAUUUGUCCAGUCUCUACAGAGUUUUAGAUUCUCAAAGCAAAGACCAGAAACAGGGAAAGAAGAAAAAGAGAAAUCAGUGGAACUUUCAGUGGCCACCAGCAGUUCCUCUAACCUUGCAAAAAAUUUAUCACAGACAAUGGUUAUUGAGACUGCAGAGACUAAUUGCCCAGAAAUUGCCCAAGUUCCAUCAACAGUAAGCAUAAAAAACGAAGGGAAAUUCAGACUGUCAGAUCUUCCAAAGCAGUUGACUUCCUAUCAACAGUUUGAGAGUGGAAAUGCAAGAAUGGCAAGCCAGGAGGCCAAACAUGUUGAUGAAGAAGCAGAUGAGCACAUGGACUGUUUGUAUGUACCUCAAGAUGUGCACACAGGUUUUAAGCCAAAUGAAGAUAAUCCUGCCACAGAAGAAGAAAGUGCAGAACCUUUCUUAAGAGCACCUAAAACACCUGACUUAAAGGGGAAAAACCCACACUUCUCAAAAACACCUCUAUUUGACUCCAUUCAAAAUUUAGGUUGUGAAGAAGGAACAUCAAAAUCUCCUGCUUUCUUUUCUCACAUGAACUUCACCCAGAAGUCACCUGGCUUUAAUUUAUUUUAUUCUUCUCUGUUUGGAGCACAAAAUUCAUCUGAUGAGACAGAGGAAAAUUAUCCUGUGGGAAACCUGAACUCUCUGUCCUCACAUGAAGAUAUUGGAAGUGUCUUUGGGAAACCAGAAAAUGAGGUUGCAUUUGCCUUUCCCUCCCCCUCGGAAUCAACUUCUCAUGCAUUUGGAGAUGGAAAAGAUGAUGUUAGUUUUUCAUUUGCAUUUGGACAGGAUCAGAGAUCACCACAGUCUCCUUCUAUGAAAGGUUUUCAUUCUUCCACACAAAAUACAAAGCCAUUUACAUUCUUUUGAAUACCUUUGACUUCCUUUAAAUUAUUUUCCUACUUAGCCUUGAAAAAUGUUUCCAGUUUCUUGAGUUAAAGUACAGAGCAUUUCUUCUCCUUCCAUUUCUUGUAAGAAUACAUAAUUGCAAUUGCUGCAAAGUGAGUUCAUCAACCACACAUUCUGAGAUUUUCUUACUUAUCUUUGAAAUGUGUUUGUUCAUAAACUGUUAUUAUAUG
Molecule: messenger RNA, 1955 nt
Organism: Zonotrichia albicollis (white-throated sparrow)
Lineage: Eukaryota; Metazoa; Chordata; Aves; Passeriformes; Passerellidae
Source: RefSeq, a predicted model, not a curated record